Stylonychia lemnae is the source of this 9099-nucleotide messenger RNA. Lineage: Eukaryota; Ciliophora; Spirotrichea; Sporadotrichida; Oxytrichidae. The record is from the annotation of a GenBank genome assembly.
AUGAAACUUCGACUAUAUGUGCUAAGACUUCAGUAGAUUAAAAUCUAGGAAAAACUAUUUGCCAAAUAGAGACCACAGACUAUCCUUAUGAAAGCACAAUUCAGACAUAAAACAAUGUUAUUUUCUCCUAGUAUAUUAGAUUUGGAGAUCUUAAGCCAUAUUGCUUUAACUGUAGUCAUUACUUCAAUAAAUCAGGCACUCAGAAGCUAAGGCUGUAUUGCAUGUUCAACAGUUGGUACCAAUAAUAAUAUCAUAACAUAAAGAUCAGAACUAGAUAUAUUCAUGAGAGAUUGUAAAAGCAUUGGAACUCAAGUUGCUGCCUGUUCUUAUACUGAUUUCUACAAUUCAGACACCAAAACUUGCCAAUCAUGCGAUUCAAAAUUCCCGAACUGUGCAUCAUGCAGCUCCAGUCAAUGCACAAUUUGCCAAUAACAUUUCUAUUGGAAUCCUGAUGGCUUCAAUCAUAAAACUGGCUUAAAGUAGGGCCUUUGUGUGCUAAAUGCUUGUCCUGUUGGCUACUGUAGAGAUUCAUCUCGAAAAGUAUGCUAAAAGUCGACCAUCGCAAACUGUAGCAUUUGUACUCACUCAUAUGCAGGAGUCUAGGAAUGUACCUUAUGUCAAGGUGGAUAUCUACCUUAAUAGAUUGAUAGUCAAACAAGCAGAUGUAAACCUUAAACUACAGUUGGAAAUUUCAUCUAUUUUGUAAGGUCUGGUGCUCCAAUUUUAAAGAGUGACCUGGUGUAUAACCCAACUCAAAAUUUGGGCUUGACUGUCUAAAAAUCAUUCUUUUUCAUUUAAGAAGCAAUAAACGCUGCUCAUUAAAAUCAUUAAACUUUGUAUUUGACCAAAAUUAAUGUUGUUAUUUAUGUUGGCAAAGGUGAGCACUUUUUCUUUUAAUGUGACGGGGAUGAAUCUCCAUUGUUUGCUGAUUCUACAAUGACUCAAUUUGUAAACUACUGUUCCUUGUUAAAUUUAGAAAAGCCCAAUCAAGUUAAUGAUAACGUAAACAUAACAAUCAUGCCUUUAUAUUGCGAUCUAAAUCGUAGUCUAGGCUAUCCAAACAAUCAAGAAUUUUACAAUAUGUGCAUUAACAAAGAAAACAUGUAGAAACCUGUAAUUAAUGUUAAUAACAAGAAUGCAUUAUUUAAUAUCACUGGAUAAAUGCAUUUUGAAAACUUGAUUUUUUAAGGAACUAAUGCUUUUGCCAAACCGAACAAUCCCUCUUAUGACUACAGUGUUUUACCUAUCAAACUCUGUGAUUUAUAGUUUUAAAUAGCUUUGGGAGACAAACCGAUAUAUCUCUAAAAAGUUAAUGUAAACUUGACUACAAGCAUUUUGAAAUAUGAGUGUACAGACUAGUGGUAUGCCAAAUCAAACAUUCCAAAGACCUUGGAAAUAUAACCUAGAUGCAUUACGAAUGGCUAUAAGAGAUUUUCUAAGAAUUAAGAAAGUUCACUUAGUUGCUCAGGAGACAUUAGUUCUAACGAUUUCUUUUGGAUAAACCCAGGAGACUAAAUAUACAGCAAGAGAAAAUCGACUCUUUUUAAUCUUUAUGCUUUUGGUGAUUACAAUACUGUAUAUAAGCAACCUCCUUAUAUUAAGAUCAAUGGAUGCGAAUUCACAAUGUUCAUUGGUGGAUAUACAAAUUUGAUUAAUAUAGAGAAUAAUAAUAUCAUGAGAUUGGCAAAGUAAAAUCCAAUCACUGUCUAUGGCAAAACUAUUUUACAAGAUAUGGACUUUUUCUCUUAUUAUGGAGGUUUCAGGGGAGCUAAAAUAGAAAUCAUAGAUUCAUCAUUUAAAAAUUCAAGGUUUUGUCUAGGUAUGAUAACUUUUAGAAAACAGCUCUAUAUCAAUAACAUCAGAAGUUUUGUUAAUUUUACUCAUCAUCUUCAACCUAAUGUUACUUACAGUGAUGAGGGCUCUUUUAUCAUGAUUCGUGGUUCUUAAUUUUCUAAUCUUAAUUUCUUAACAAAUGUCACAGCACUUGCUAUUUAUGAUGGCAUGACGCCUAUAAGAUCGUAUAAAGGAUUAAAUAGUUUAGAAUCGAUCCACUAUAACUCAUUCGUACACAAAGGAAUAGUCUUGAAUGUUGAAGAUUUCAAUGGCCCUGUGGAAAUAGAUGAUUGUGAUUUUUAAAAUAACUUUCACUUUAUUCCUGAAAUUAUGAUAAGGCCUUAUAAAAAUGGUUUAAUAAGAGAUUAUGAUCACUUUAAGGACAGUUACAGGACGAAAGAAUAUAAAAUUACAAUCUGUAACGAGGAUAAGCAAAGUGAUGAAUAUCUGUUUCAUCACGGUAUUUCCAUAAAUGAUGACAUGGACUUAUAUUUCGACAAAUUUGAGAGAUUAGGUUUAAUCUAUUUAUCUCGAAAUAAGAAUCCUGUAAUAAUUACCAACAGCAAUUUCAAAAGCAAUAUGGGAACAUUUGGAGGAGCUAUUACAAUAAAUUCUCCUGAUUGGCAGAAAGGAAAUAAUUCUUAUAUAUACAUUGCCGGGAAUUAAUUUAAUAAUAAUCUAGCUUAUUUUUCGGGCAAUGCUAUCUACAUUAGAAAUACCAUAAAAAUUUAAAACUACUCAGCAAUAUGUGCUGGAGUUCACAUAGAAAAAUCAGAUUUCACUUAAAAUAUUGGAAUGAAAGCUCAUAACGGUGGCGCAAUAGCAGGGUCUUGUGUCUAUAUUGAUAAAUCAAAUCAUGAUGAUUUUUAGCACACAUCUGCAUACUUCUAAUCAUUAAUCAAGAACGAUAGUUUCAACAAUAUGACAACAUAAAUCUCAAGCAUAAUAAAUGUUGAAAAGCAGUAUACUCUAUUUCAAGCUUAAUUUGCGAUUAUAAACUCUAAAUUUAUCGAAAAUUACUCUGGUUAAAAAGGAACUGCUGUCUAUCUCAGGUUUAUCAGUAAAAUAAGAAUAGAGGGUUGCCUGUUUUAAGGUAAUGGGCCAGUUGUCGGUUAUUUAGAGCAGUAAUACUCACCUUAUACUCAGCGAUUUUCUAAUAGACCUUUGACAUUUAUUGCUCCUGAUAGUCCCUGCUUCGAGGAGUUCAACUAUAUAAAUUUCUGUGGGAAAAUAGAAGAGAGAAUUGAUUGGUCUCAAGUUAGAGGUGCCCUUCAUGUCUGGCAUUGUGAUGAAGUUUGGUGCAUGAAUAGCUCAAGUAUAUAACAGUUACUUAUUUACAACAGCAGUUUUGUCAACAAUGAGGCAGGACCUUAUCUUGACGAGCAUCUACCAUACGAUUUGUCAUCUUCAUUGUACAUCAACGGGGGAUAUAAUAAUAUCAUUGAAAAUACUGCCUUCGUCAAUCAUUCAGAUAGUAAUAUGUACUACAUCACAGGUCUCGCACCCAAACUUGGUCAAUUCUUCCCAAAUAUAUACUUUAAACUUCACUAAGCACCCAUUGUCAGAAUCACUAUAAAUCCAAAAGCAAUAACAGGUACAUAGAUCUUAAAUUUCAGCACUACUUGCAAAAAUUGUACAUUUACCAAGAAUUAGCACAUCUAGAUUUUGGGAUUGAGCUUUGAUAAGUAAUAUUAUGGCUCUCUAAUUUCGCUUAUCUCCUACUAUAAUUAUGGCAAUAAAUUUGCGCCCAUGCUUAAUCUAGAGAACUGUAUAAUCUCUGACAAUUAGUUUAGAGGGAAUGAGUCAUCACUAAUAUACUUGUUCAAGGGUUUACUUUCAGUGGUAAACACAACUGGCACCAACAAUGGAUAUUUGACGAAGCAAGUAGAACAUAAGGCAAAACUAGUAGAUUCCUACUAUUUUCCAUUUGAUAGCUUCAAUUAUCAGAUGUUUUAGAAAUAUGGGAUAUUUUAUCUGAGUGGAAUGGAAAAGUUCCCAAGUGGUUACUAUCAUCGGUUUCAAAACAAUUAAUUCCAGUUUAAUUUCGCCUUUAUGGGUGCUGUCUAUUCCCUUAGGAUUGAUGGCUAAUUUGCACUCUUCCAGAAAAACAAGUAUGAAUACAACUUCGCAACAAAUGAAGGGGCAGUAAUAUUUUCAAGAAAUUAGAAUGACUAGACAACAUUGAAAUUCAUUGAAGAAGAUGUGAGUUACUCUAAUAAUGAAAUCUUCGGUACUUAUAGUUUAGAACCACAUGAUGAGGAUUUCAUGAGCGUACUGUUUUACAAUUCCACCUUUAGAAAUAACAGAGCCAAAACGGGUGCUUCAUUUUAUCUGGAUUCUUGCGGGGCAGUAAUUGUUAAGAAUUGUAGUUUCUUCUAAGAUGCCUGGCAUUCCAAUCUCACAAAUUACAUAGUCUCUAAGUUCAAGAGAAGAAACUUUGACAUUUAUGAUUUCAUUGACUACAAGUAUAUGUACUACCUUACUGAUUAGAACAUCUAGGAUUCAGGGCAAGUUUUCCUAAAGAAAUCCAUAAAUUCUAAAAAUGUCUAUUUCUUGAGUGAAUUAGUGAGGACUAGUGAUGAGUAUUACUCUGACUUUAUUGAUUGUUCAUUUUACAAUCUUAGAGCAGAGCAUGGAGCAGCAAUAAUGGCUGAAGAGUCAACAGUAAUGAGGAUAUUUAAUACAAAGUACGACGCAAAGACUGUAAUAAGAAAUAAUACUGUCACUGAGUAUGGUGUGAUCUACAUUUACAUUGCAGAUGAAUUCAUCGCUACUAAUCUCACUCUAAGUAACAAUACUGCUUUAGUUCGAGGUUCUGCUAUAGGAGCAUCAAGUAGUGGAAGUGUUGAGUUCAAUAAUUGUACCUUCUAGAAUAAUAGAGCUGGCAAAAAAGGAACAAUAUACAUCUACGAAGAUGCUAAAGUAACUUUUGACUAAUGUCUAUUCAAUCAAAACUAUGCAAUGGACUCUUCAGGAAUAUUUGCUUUGAACAAUAUCAAUAAAGACAUCAUUAUUUAGAACUCAGUAUUUUUGAAUAACACCCACGACAGUAACCUAAUUAACUUUAUUUUGUCCAAAUCUCAAAUCUCUAACACUUAGUUCUUGAAUAACUUUGCGAAUAAAAUCAACAACGGAAUCACUAUGAUUAAUUCUCAUGUUAAAAUGUCUAAUAUUACUGUGAAUUACACUACUCCUCAAUUUCUAUGGGAAAAUCAAUAUAAUGUGGACUCUGGAUUUUUAAGUCUCAAUUUCUAAUCCAAACUCCAAGUGACUGGGGGAUCUGUAUUCCAAAACUGCAGAGGAUCAAUCGCUUCAGUUUUAUUUGCUACUGGCUACAGCUAGGUAGUGAUUGAUGGCAACUCUAAAAUUUUGAACUCUGCCUCUCUAAGUGGCAGUUCUUUGUUCUUUACCAUGACAGACACGAUUUCAAUUUCAUAUGUUUAGUUCAUUAACAACACACAGAAUGAUAUAGUCAUUGAAAAUGCAGCAGUGAAUCUAACUAAUGGAUACUUCGAAUAUGGAUCACUAUAAUUUAUAAAAGCAACAGAGGCAAAUCUGAAUGUCAUUAACUCGACCUUUUAAAACAGUUGGAAUUAAGACACAAACGGCAAAGCAAUCUAUUGCAGUUGCAAGAAUAUGCGGAUAUUAAACUCAACUUUCAAAAAUCUAUCAGCUUUGGAAGGAGGUGCACUUUAUAUUACCUCAACAGCUUCGAACAGUCUUUUCGACAUAACAAAUUCAACAUUUUCAAACAAUGUAGCCUAUCAUGGUGGAGCUGUUAAGAUUAGUGAUGCAGCUAACCUGACUUUCAGAGGAAAUAAAUUCAUUGGAAAUAAAGCUCAGAGAUUCAAUUAGGAAACUUCACUUAGCUAAAAAUUAGUGCAAAAAGGACUAGGAGGCGCAUUAAAUAUAGACUGUUUUAACGAGGCUGCUAAAUUGGACAAUAACUGUAUCAUUGCCUUAAGAGGGGGGAAUAUUUUCUAGCAAAAUGAGGCUCAAGACGAUGGAGGAGCUAUUUAGUGGCAGGGCAAUCCACUCAUAGAGGAUGGUACUUCUAAGUUUGAAAACAAUGUAGCUUAGUAUGGUUCAAACAGAGGAAACUAUGCUAACUCCCUGAUCGUAUAAUUUAUAGAUAACAAUGAUGUCCUAGCUCCAAUAAAGAAUGAUACCUUAUUUUAUCUAGCUAGCAUUUUGCAGAAGAACGAAACAAAGAAUAUAAGCAGAUUACUCAGAGAAAACCUGGAGUUAAGACUUAAUUUUAUGCAUGUAUAGUUGCCCAAAAGAGGCUAGCGAUAGUUGGAUAGCUAAGUCAUCACAUUCCCUGGCAUUGUGUCUGGAAUUGGGUUUAGCUUUAUAAUUUACAUUCUGGACAUGGAUGGGAAUAUCUACACUUCGGACAGUGAAAGUGUAGCAACUUUGAAAAGUUUGACUCCUGAUGUGCUACUGUAGAACUAGGAAGUCAAUGCUGAAUUAGGAGUCUAUAACUUUAGCAAUGUUCAGAUAAAUCUAGAGCCAGGUACAUCAGCCUAGCUGAAACUUACGAUAGAAGGCAUUGUCACCUACGCAAAUGAAAUUCCCUUCAUCAAAAAUCCAAUUAUAAUCAACAUUUAGUCUAGAGAGUGUAUGCUUGGAGAAAAAUACACAAACGAUAAAAGCUGCUAAAAGUGUGUCUUUGGAGAGUUCUUAUAUGUUAAAGCAAACGGAGAAAUGGACUGUGAAACUUGCAACAAAGACAGGGCAAUAUGCUACGGACUAUACAAAGUAGCUCCAAAGCCUGGCUUUUGGAGAUCCUCAAAUGUCUCUAAUAAUUUCAUUGAGUGUCCGAAUGAAUUCGCUUGUUUAGGUGGUUCAGAGACAGAUCCAAUUGGAAAUUGCUCUAUUGGAUACACAGGACCCAUGUGUGGAGGUUGUUCUCCUGGUUUUAAGAAAACAGGUUAGUUCAAAUGCGGAAUCUGUCCUAAUCCAACUGCAAAUGCUGUUUAGUUUGCAGGAUUACUCCUAGUCGCAGUGUUAGUUUGUUCUUUCCUAGUAAGAUCAAACAUUAAUAGUGCCGAUAAAGCUAAACCAGUAUAUGCUGUAUAUGUGAAGAUUCUUACCAAUCAUUUUUAGAUGAUUAGUGCUAUAGCAACAAUUGAUUAUAGUUGGCCUAAGGAAAUAUAAUCAUUCUAACAAGGCUAAUCAUCAGUUACAGGCUUCACGCAGGAGAUUUUUUCUUUUGAUUGCUUCUUAUAGCAAUCAGGAAAUUCAGAUCAAUCCAACAUAUACCUUCAAAAAUUGAUAUUCUUUGCGCUAUUGCCUUUUAUACUUGCGAUUUGCUCUUGUGCUUUUUGGGGAUUACUAGGUAUUAUAGGGAGAAAUUUCAGCUAAGUUAAGAAUAAACUUAUUAGUACUAUGGUUGUGCUCUUGUUUUUGAUUCAUCCUAAUUUGGCUAAAGUAUUCUUCUCUGCUUUUAAUUGCAUUGAUGUUGAUGGGAUAAACAGAUUAAAAGACAAUAUUUAAAUGAUCUGUUAUGAAGACGAGCAUUUAAUUUAUCUUUUAGUCGUUGUAAUUCCAGCUAUAAUAAUUUGGGUCUUUGGAAUUCCAAUGGCAGCUUUACUAAUGCUUUUGAGAAAUAAACAAAAGAUAUAGAAGCUUUCCAAGCUGGCAGAACUCGCUAAAGGUGAGUAGUUCUAGCUCAUUAAUCUAAAGAUGAAAUACGGAUUCCUGUUUAACGGUUAUGUGAUAAAGCAUUAUUAUUGGGAAGUGCUGAUUCUAUACAGAAAGAUUUUUAUUGUAAUGACUACUGUAUUCUUUUCUGUUGUUUCAAGCGAGGCCUAAGUCUAAGUUGUCAUCCUUAUUAUCAUUAUAAGUCUCCUGUUCCAAAUCAAGUUUGGACCGUUUUAUACAACUACUCUCAACUAAAUGGAAACUCUUUCUCUUCAAGUAGCUUGCAUUACCAUGUAUGGGGGAAUGUACUACGCUACUGGUGUUCAUUAUGCUUACAUGAGUAAUAAUAGCUUAAGAUGGUUCUUCUUAAUCCUAAUUAUCGCUCCAAACAUUAUAUUCUUAAUCUAUUGGCUCAAUCACAUGAGAAUUGAAAUUUUGAAAAUGGCCUACUUGAAGAACGCUAAGAUUUUCAAGAUCCUGUCUUGUGGUAUGUACAAAGAAGAUGAUUUUUAAGCUAAACAUAUGACAACCGAGAAUAGAUCCUUUUAAGCAAACAAAGUUAAUGAAAAUGGAGAGAAUGAAAACAAGACAAUCAAGAGUUUUAUCAAUGAUGGAGAUAAGUCAGACUUUUCAAAUAUUUUUCAAGAGAGCAAAGACUCUAAGCGUAAAAAAGAAUACACAGUCUCAAAUCGGAAGAGCUCUAUGAUGUCUUCAUUCGAUGAACCUGUAAGUAAGAGUAAGUAAAGAAAACACAAAAGCAGUGACUACUUUAUGGGUCAAUCUAAUUAUAAAGAGCAUGAUCUAAGCGAUGAGCCUUAAAAUCCAAUAAAUUUAAAUGAGGUGGGAUUAGAUUUCCCAAUGCAUAUGAUGAAGAAGAUUCCUGAAUUUAGAAGCAAAAACAUAUAUGACUCUCCUGAUUUAUCAAAGUUAAGCGAUAACAACAAAAAAUCUCAUAGAGGGUAAUUAUCAGCUCGGAUUAUGCCAGAGGCAGUGCCAGAUAAGGCAAACUACAAAAACACAGCUAGGUUCAUGAAUGACCUUCUAAGCAGUGCUUACUCAAGUCAAGAGGUUGGUUCUAAGAACAGAACUCCUCAACUAACAUCGAAAUUCUCUCAAAAACGCUUGAUGGAUGAUAUGUUUAUUUCAGAGCCAAGACACUAAGAUAGAAUUGACUAGUCCUAUGAUAAUGCAAAUCAUUAGAUUACUGAAGCAAAUUUAGAUGCAGAAUAAGAUAAAUCACCGGAUGAAACCUUCAUGAGAGACUUGAAUGAUAAACAAUACGAGGCCAAUCAUAACAUAGAGCAGAACAUGGAGAACUAUCCUUUAGCCAAGAAUUCUUUCCAUUCCCCAGUUCAACCAUAAAGGAAUCUGAUGGAACUAGAUAUUAGUGAGAUCGAUUAAGGAUCAGUAUCUUAAAAAUUCACCAAUCAGCCAAGUCUAUUUGGAGUUGAUGAGAAGGACAAGGGAUAUAAGAAGGAUCCAAAUGCCAAACGAGGGUAUAUGUACCAUAUGAACGAUGAUAAAAAGAAAGUUAAAGGCAAAGAACAAGAAGAUCCACACACUAUUUAAACUGAGCAAAGCUAGAAGAAGAGAGGCAAAGGAAAAAAGAGAAAGAAGUGA